Sclerotinia borealis F-4128 is the source of this 2295-nucleotide messenger RNA. The record is from the annotation of a GenBank genome assembly. Lineage: Eukaryota; Fungi; Ascomycota; Leotiomycetes; Helotiales; Sclerotiniaceae.
AUGUCUUUUGUGAAGGUUAAGGGUAUCCUUAGACAACAUUUGAAUUUAAAUUUGAAUAAGUCUAUACAAGUACAAAUAUCAUCAAAGAGCUUUUCAUCUACGAUUACGAUAACGCCAGAGACAGAGACAGAGAGUGGGGUUUUGAGAAGGAGGGUUACCGGUUCGAGGUUUUCGUUAUAUCGACAAAUACUCGUAGACUUAAGGUUACGGUUACGGUUACAGUUACAGUCGGGAAAAUACUUUUCGACUUCUUCGACUUCUUCGACUCGGAGGGUUGGGUUGACUUUGAAGGGGGAGGGUGAGGGUAAGGGUGAGGGUAAGGUUAUGUCUAUGUCUACUAGGAAUAAGAAUAAGGCGGCGAUGGCGGUGGCGGAAACGGCAACGGGGACGGAAACGGAAACGGAAAUGGCAACGGCGAAAUCUCCUUUGGUAACAGCAUCGCCAGCAGUUCCACCAGCAGCAGCAUCAGCAACUGUAACUGCAAAAUCUCCUCUAGUUAAAGCAAUCCCACCAGCAGGAAAACGAAAAGCCAGUUCAACUCCCGAGCCAAUUGGUACAAUCAAUGGCACUACUAAGAAAGCCAAAGUUAGCGACGACAACCAUGAUUUAUCCGAACUUCGCCAACCACAUCACAGCGCCAAAGAGGCAGAGGAAUAUGGCAUCGUGUUGCGAAAAUACUAUCCGCAUGAAAUGUGCAAUCCGCGCGCUAUAGCAUAUAACAAUAAUGAACUCCCACGACCCAUCGAACUUUUACAUUCUGCGCUCGAGGAAACGAAAGAAGAACGGACAAAUGUGCCUGGAAAAGAUAGCGUGGUGCAUUGGUUUAAAUGCGAUUUGAGGACGAAAGAUAAUAAAGCGCUGCGUUUGGCAAGUGAAAAGGCGAUGGAAUUGGGGGUUCCGCUUAUUGCGAUGUAUGUGAUUAGUCCGCAAGAUUUCGAGGCGCAUUUGACGGCGCCGGUGCGGGUGGAUUUUAUAUUGAGGACGUUGGAGAUUUUGAAGGGGGAUUUGGUGAAGUUGGAUAUUCCGUUGUAUGUGGAGACGGUGGAGAAGAGACAGAGGGCUCCUGGGAGGAUAUUAGAGUUACUGGAGGAAUGGGGCACGAGUCAUCUUUAUGCGAAUGUGGAAUAUGAGGUGGAUGAGUUGAGACGGGAGGCAAGGAUGGUGCGUCAGUGUCUUGAGAAGGGCAUUGCGAUGGAUGUUGUGCCGGAUACUUGUGUGGUGAGUCCGGGUGAACUUGCAAGUGGACAGGGAAAACAAUAUUCGGUUUAUACUCCAUGGUUCAAAACAUGGGUCGCAUAUGUUCACGAGAACUCGCAUCUCCUAGAUCUAUUCGAAUUCCCAGGAAAGAAUCCCCCGAGCGCACGAAAGAAGUUCGCCAAGUUAUUCGAGACCAAGGUUCCAGAUGCACCCGCCAACAAAUCCUUAACAGACGAAGAAAAAAAGCGCUUCCAUUCCAUGUGGCCAGCAGGAGAACACGCCGCUCAAGAACGCCUCACGAAAUUCGCCAAGGAAAAAAUAACCCAAUAUCAAGAAAUGCGCAACUUUCCCAGCUUAAACCAAACAUCCUGUCUCUCCGUUCACUUCGCCUCUGGCACACUCAGUGCGCGAACCGCCAUCCGCACCGCACGCGAUCACAACACUACCAAAAAGCUCAAUGCCGGACACCCCGGAAUCCAAACCUGGAUAUCCGAAGUCGCCUGGCGCGACUUCUACAAACAUGUUCUCGCGCACUGGCCUUACGUCUGCAUGAAUAAACCCUUUAAACCCGAAUAUACCAACAUCGUGUGGGAAUACAACAUGUCCCAUUUCAACGCAUGGACGCAGGGAAAAACCGGAUAUCCCAUCGUUGACGCUGCCAUGCGUCAGCUGAAUUAUAGCGGCUACAUGCAUAAUCGCUGCCGGAUGAUCGUAGGAUCCUUCCUGGCUAAACAUUUACUAAUCGAUUGGCGCAUGGGCGAGAAAUACUUCAUGGAACAUCUAAUAGAUGGUGAUUUCGCGAGUAAUAAUGGAGGGUGGGGGUUUAGUGCUAGUACGGGGGUGGAUCCGCAGCCGUAUUUUCGGAUCUUUAAUCCCCUGUUGCAGAGUGAGAAGUUUGAUAAGCAGGGUACGUAUAUAAGGAAGUGGGUGGAGGAAUUGAGGGGGGUGGAGGGGAAGGCGGUUCAUGAACCGUUUGCGGAUGGGAAGGCGAGCGGCGUGGCGAGGGAGAGGGGGUACCCGGAGAGGAUUGUCGAGCAUAAGGGGAGUAGGGAGAGGUGUUUGGGGAGGUAUAAGGAGGGAUUGGGGAAGGGGAAGUAG